Molecule: messenger RNA, 408 nt
Organism: Pieris macdunnoughi
Lineage: Eukaryota; Metazoa; Arthropoda; Insecta; Lepidoptera; Pieridae
Source: the annotation of a GenBank genome assembly
AUGUUUAUGGAGAGUGAUGACGCCCACACAAGUGUGAAAGGUUCCUAUUUUCGCCGAAUCUUCAACACUCACUAUAAUCUUGGAUUUGGUGCUCCGAAAACUGACGUAUGUUCAAAAUGUUUAGAACUCAAUGAAAAAAUUAAGAUCGAAACUGAUCCAAACAAGAAAAACGAAUUAAUAAUUGAAAAAAGAGUUCACUCGUUGCGCGCAAAGGCUUUUUUCGAAAAAUUAAAGGAAAAAGAAGAUGGCUUGAAGAUCAUAUCUUUUGAUUGUCAGAAGAACCUGCCUCUCCCAAAAGUCCCAGACCAGAUUUGCUAUUAUAGCCGUCAAUUAUAUUUCUUUAACCUGACAAUGGUAGAGGGCUCUUCUACCCUACCGAUGAUAAAAGAGCGCGUUUUCUCAUACUAG